AUGUCACUCCGCAAAACGUCUUGUCGAGCAUGUGUGGCGGCCAAGCGUCGGUGUGACCACAGGGUGCCCAGUUGCUCUCGCUGUUGCAAGAGAUCUAUUGCAUGUCACUAUCCAUAUCCGCCUCCACAGGCUAAGGGAGAUAGGACUACACCACUGGAUGACUAUGUAGGGUCCAGUCUCCAGUUGGAUCCCACGCUCUUGAGCGCAUGUGGUUCUUCUCUGAAGGACUCCAUACAAACAACCAUGAUCUCCGACCGAGGAGAUGACCCAAUGUGGUUCCCAGAGGGACCCCCGACUUCCAAUCAACUCUGGAACUUUCCUCAAGGAAUGUCAAGCUGGCGUCCUCUUCCCAGCUCAGCAGAUGGUUUUGCUUCAGCAUUACCCCGACUGGAACGCAGAGUGUUGGAAUUUUGGCCCCGCGUUCAUGACAAAGAAACAUGGGGGUUUUGCGUCAGGACAUUCCUCGGUUACAUUGACCACUUUUUGAACACGGGCACAAUGCCACUCUUUGGGUCAUUGGUCGAUGGCCCAUCAGAUCUUCCGCCUCUCCUGCGUGAAGCCUAUGGGGUCUGCGCAGCAUAUCGAACCUGCAAGAACGCCAAAAAGCCUUUCUACAGCCAACUCCUGAACGCCGCUGUCAAUAACAUGAGCCAAAGUACCCCAACACAAACUGACUUGCGACAUCAAUUGGGCCGUAUUCAGGCCUUGGUCCUCUAUUAUAUCAUUUUCAUAACCGGUGGCAUCAGCGACAAACAGCUCCUUCGACACCUAGACCGCAUGCUGGCGCAGGGCACUGCCGACCUAGAACGGAUGGAACUAGCAAGGCGCCAUGCGCAAGACAAAACACAAUUGGACUCUCACUUCUCAGAUAGCCAUUUGAAUGACUGGGUGCUAUGCGAAGGUGCUCGUCGGCUCGUCAUGAUUUCGUAUCUGGUGCGCGCCGUUCACUCAGUGAUCCAGUUCCAGAGAUGCGACUAUAUCAAAUAUCUGGUGGGGCUGCCAGUUUCGACUAAAUCGUACGCGGAGCUUCGCUGGGAGGAGUUCAUCGAUGAAAGGGAGCAGGCCUCAGUGCACCCAAUUUCGGGAGUCAUUUCGUAUGACGAAUUUGUGAGUGACUGGGAACAAGGAGGACUAGUUCAAGUCGAUGAGUUCAGGCAUCUUUUGCUGGUGGCGUGUAAAGGGGUGGCCUCUGUACAGGAAAGAACACCAAAGGAGCCGGUCCUGACCUCUGAUAGCUUCGUGCAUACUUAG
Aspergillus fumigatus Af293 is the source of this 1251-nucleotide messenger RNA. Its product is annotated as putative C6 finger domain protein. Lineage: Eukaryota; Fungi; Ascomycota; Eurotiomycetes; Eurotiales; Aspergillaceae. Gene Ontology annotation, molecular function: DNA-binding transcription factor activity, RNA polymerase II-specific; zinc ion binding. Gene Ontology annotation, biological process: regulation of DNA-templated transcription. The record is from RefSeq and is a predicted model, not a curated record.